CACUGCGCGACCAGGAAACGGCGCUGCUGUUCGGUUUGUUUGCUGUCGGCUUGUCCUUCACGUUCCUCUGGAAAACGUUACAAAAGUUUCGUGUUUGUUGGUUUUACUGUGACGUUUUUGUGCUUUAUGAAAAUUAGAAGUCUCAGACAAGGAAGGCCGAAGUGUUUGUUAUUCAUCUUUCAUUACUAAACGCAGUGAUGGCAGCUCCAAACGCUACUGAAAGAAAGGCUUGUUGGAACGCCAAGGACCACCUCUGGCAGUGUUUAGACGACAACAAUGACAAAAUUCAACCCUGCCAGAAGUUCCAGAGUGAAUUUGAGGCUAAAUGUCCUGCUCAGUGGGUGAAAUAUUUCACCAAGCGGAGAGACUACCUGAAAUACAAAGCCAAGUUGGAGACAGAAGGGUUCGUCCCUGCUCAAGACAAGGAAAACUCUUAACCCCCAACAGCUCCAAACUGACUUUGAACCAUUUCUGCAUAUAUUUGUUGGGGGAAAAUGCUGCAACAGUGAAUCCAAACAGCAGAAUGUCAAUAAAUCCUGUUGGAUUUUUCUAAUUAGUACUUUCAGUGUUAUUUAUUCUAACACUGUUUUAAUGUUGAUGUGUCUCUUGUUGGUAUGCUGCUUCUGUGAGGAUUACAGUUUUUGUGGACAAAACAAGGCUUUGUGUGUGAAUAAAUCCAAACAGCUGAAUGAUGUUGAUUUUAUUAAACGUGUUUCAUUCUA
Messenger RNA from Austrofundulus limnaeus, 722 nucleotides. It is a transcript of the gene coa6, whose product is annotated as cytochrome c oxidase assembly factor 6. The record is from RefSeq and is a predicted model, not a curated record. The coding region runs from base 198 to 437 and encodes 79 amino acids. Gene Ontology annotation, biological process: respiratory chain complex IV assembly; mitochondrial ATP synthesis coupled electron transport. Lineage: Eukaryota; Metazoa; Chordata; Actinopteri; Cyprinodontiformes; Rivulidae. The transcript is spliced from 3 exons. Gene Ontology annotation, cellular component: mitochondrion.